ACCUGCAUAACGAAGCAUCCCAUUCCCUCUCCUCCUUCUUCUUCUUCCCUUAUUCCCCCUCUCCUUCGGCAUUGUGACAGCCGCGCACAAGUUUAGUCCCCCCUCCACCUUCUCAUCUCAUACCUAACCACUACUACCCACCCCCGGGAUACAUAACGCAAUGUUCACUGUGCGGUGCCUUUCAAGAGGCCUUUCCUUUGCAAGACCUGCUUUCCAGGCCAGGCCUCUUUCGAUUCAAGGAAAUAGGUUCUACUCCACCAACAAGGUCGCUCUCUUCAAGGGAAAUAAGAACCAAAAUGGAAACUAUACUGUAACAUUCAUUGAGGGAGACGGUAUCGGACCUGAGAUUUCCAAGAGCGUUAAAGAUAUUUUUGCUGCAGCCAAGACCCCUAUUGAAUGGGAAUCAGUCGACGUCACUCCGAUUCUCAAGGACGGAAAAACCACGAUUCCCGAUGAAGCAAUUAGCUCUGUGAAGAAGAACUUGGUUGCCCUUAAGGGACCUCUCGCUACUCCUAUCGGUAAAGGGCACGUCUCCUUGAACCUUACUCUUCGUCGUACAUUCAACCUUUUCGCCAAUGUUCGUCCUUGCCGUUCGAUUGCUGGCUAUAAGACCGCCUAUGACGACGUUGACACUAUAUUGAUUCGUGAGAACACUGAGGGGGAGUACUCGGGCAUUGAGCAUGAGGUUGUUGAGGGCGUGGUCCAGUCCAUUAAACUAAUCACACGCGAGGCGUCUGAGAGGGUUCUGAGAUUCGCAUUCCAACAUGCAGAGGCAAUUGGGCAGAAGGAAGUCCGCGCUGUCCACAAGGCGACAAUUAUGAAGAUGUCUGAUGGACUCUUUUUGAGCACUGCAAAAGAGGUCGCGAAGGACUUCCCUCACAUCCGGUUCUCGGCUGAACUGCUAGACAAUAUGACCACCAACCCCAACCUUUAUCGGGAUAUCCUUCUAGUUAUGCCCAACCUCUAUGGAGAUAUUCUUUCCGACAUGUGCGCCGGGUUGAUCGGUGGUCUCGGACUCACUCCUUCCGGUAAUAUCGGAGACGAGUGCUCAAUUUUCGAAGCCGUGCACGGCUCUGCUCCAGACAUUGCUGGCAUGGAUCUUGCCAACCCUACUGCUCUCUUAUUGAGCUCUGUGAUGAUGCUCCAACACAUGGGCUUGAACAGUCAUGCUGAUAAGAUACAGAAGGCGAUUUUUGACACGCUGGCCGAGGGCCGGGCAUUAACGAAGGAUUUGGGUGGUAGCUCCACCAGAUCUCAGUUCACCCAGGCGGUAGUCUCACGACUAUAA
Molecule: messenger RNA, 1288 nt
Organism: Tuber melanosporum (Perigord truffle)
Lineage: Eukaryota; Fungi; Ascomycota; Pezizomycetes; Pezizales; Tuberaceae
Exons: 6
Coding region: 161-1288 (375 amino acids)
Biological process (GO): isocitrate metabolic process; tricarboxylic acid cycle
Cellular component (GO): mitochondrion
Molecular function (GO): magnesium ion binding; NAD binding; isocitrate dehydrogenase (NAD+) activity
Source: RefSeq, a predicted model, not a curated record